This is a messenger RNA of Tachyglossus aculeatus (Australian echidna), 1275 nucleotides long. It is a transcript of the gene RNF225, whose product is annotated as ring finger protein 225. The record is from RefSeq and is a predicted model, not a curated record. Lineage: Eukaryota; Metazoa; Chordata; Mammalia; Monotremata; Tachyglossidae. Gene Ontology annotation, biological process: protein ubiquitination. Gene Ontology annotation, molecular function: ubiquitin protein ligase activity. Bases 1 to 1275 code for a protein of 424 amino acids. The transcript has 5 exons.
AUGAGAAGACUCCAGCCUGGGGCGUCCCCUGGCACCUGCUGGCCGCCCCCGCCAUCCGGCCUGGUCCUUGGUCGCCGGGGUGGGGGGGACGCUUGGGUCAGGGUGCCCAAGGUUGGGGACGGGGAUGCCCACCAGGACCCGUUGGGACCGGUCGGGCGACCAGGCGGGAGGAGGCGGGUGACAAGAGGGGACCCGCCCCUGGGUGGGGGGGCCCCGGGAUGCCGGAGAGACCGGAAAACCGGGGUGGGGAGAGACGGGCCCACAGAGGAGAAGGAUCUCCCCGACAGGUCCAGCCCGGGGCGGGCAGCCCCCGGCCCCCCGGAGGAGGAGGAGGAGGACGAAGAAGGGGACGGGGAUGGAGGGAGGCCCUCCGGGGAGGCCGUCAGCCUCUCCCCGCUGUCGGGGUCUCCUCCGCCUCUCACGCCUCCGGGCUCCCCGGCCUCCUGCCUCAUCUGCGUCUCCCCUUACGACGGGCUCUUCCGGACCCCCAAGCGCCUCGCGUGCGGCCACGUGUUCUGCCUGGAGUGCCUCUCCCGCCUCUCGCUGGCCUCCCCGGCGGGGGCCCAGGUCCUCCGCUGCCCCGUCUGUCGCCGCUCCACCCUCCUGCCCUCCCGGGCCGGGCCCCCCGCCCUCCCAACCCACCCUGUCCCCUGCUCCCCGGACACCCCGGCCGGUUCCGUCCACUUUGACCGCCGCCGGGGCGUCUUGUACGUCCGCCCACCCGCUGCGGGCACGGCCAAGCACCCCGUGCCCGCUCCGCUCCGCCUGGGCCGUCCCCGCUCUUCCGCCGGCCUGGGGUCCGGCCGGCCCAACUGGGCCUUCCACGCGGCCGUCACCCUGGCCGUGCUGGUGACCUCCGGGCUGAUCGUGUCCGGCAUCUACAUCUUCUUCCUCAUCCCCCACGCCGCCUCCUCUGCCCACCACCGGCCUGAGGCGGCCCCCUCGCCGCCUCCGGCCGACCUCUCCUGGUUCCUCCCAACCUCGCCGGACUCCCCGGAGCAGCCGACGGACGGAGACGGAGCCGCGGACUUCGCCGGACGCACCCUCGACGGGAAGCCUCCUGAGGCCCCCUCAUCCACGCUCCAUCCCAGGCGCCGGGCACCACCACGGCCCGAGAGGUCACCGGCCAGGGGUCGGAUGAGGGCGGAGAGCGUUGGCCGAGGACAGAAGUCCCUUCCCGACUGCUUCGCCCGGGGGAAGAGUUUGGAGUCCGGACUGAACGCCUGGAACCCAAGCGCGGAGACAGACUCCGGCCCAUCCGGCCGGCUGCCGUGA